AUGGGCUUGGUGUCUUCUUCCCGUACCAGUACUGUUUCCCUUCUUCUUCUGGGUUUUCUCUUGGUGGCUGUUUCUGCCGCCGGCGAUGUGGAAGAGCAGGAAGCAGACCUGGUGAAGAGGCUGCCGGGGCAGCCGGAAGUGAGCUUCAAGCAGUACGCCGGCUACGUGACGGUGGACGAAAGCCACGGGAGAGCGCUGUUCUAUUGGUUCUUUGAAGCCACCGAAAACCCUCAGGACAAGCCCCUCCUCCUCUGGCUCAAUGGAGGUCCAGGUUGCUCUUCGAUAGGUUAUGGUGAAGCAGAAGAGUUGGGACCUUUCUUCCCCAAGAGAGGCAAACCAGAGCUCACCUUCAACCGUCACUCUUGGAACAAAGCUGCCAACAUGUUGUUCCUUGAAUCCCCAAUUGGAGUCGGAUUUUCCUACACCAACACUUCGCAAGACUUCACUCAACUCGGCGACGCAAUGGCUGCUACCGACGCCCACAAAUUCCUCCUCAACUGGUUCAAGAGAUUCCCUCAGUUCCGCUCUCACGACUUCUUCAUCGCCGGCGAAAGCUACGCCGGACACUACGUCCCGCAGCUGGCGGAGGCGGUAUUCGACGGCAACAAGAACGCCUCCAAGGACGACCACAUCAACUUCAAGGGUUUCAUCAUAGGGAACGCUCUGAUGGACGACGCGACGGACCAGAAGGGGAUGGUGGACUACGCGUGGGACCACGCCGUCAUCUCCGACCAAGUCUACGACAAGAUCAAGCAUGCAUGCAACUUCGACGUCGAGGGAACGACGUCGGCGUGCGACGACGCGCUCGAGCUUUACUUCAACGUCUACAACCUCAUCGACAUGUACAGCCUGUUCGCUCCCCGGUGCUUCAACGGCACCACCUUCGCCGCCGCCGCCGCCACGAAACGUCCUCUCGCUCGCGGCCCUCGUUCCUUGUCCAAAUUCCCCGCCACGUGGCACAAGGAGCCGGCCGCGGGGUACGACCCGUGCAUCUCGACGGUCACCGAGGCGUACUUUAACAGAAAAGACGUGCAGGAAGCCCUCCAUGCUAACGUGAGCGGGAGGAUCCCCUACCCGUGGACCCACUGCAGCGACACCAUCCAGUCUUGGCACGAUGCUCCACACUCCGUUCUCCCGGUGAUCAAGAAGCUCGUCGCCGGCGGCGUCAGGGUCUGGGUCUACAGUGGGGAUACCGACGGGAGGAUUCCGGUGACGUCUACACGGUUGACGCUGAACAAGCUUGGCCUGAACACUACGAAAGAGUGGGCUCCGUGGUACUUCCGGCGGCAGGUCGGAGGAUGGACGAUUGAGUACGACGGGCUGACGUUCGUGACGAUAAGAGGAGCCGGUCACCAGGUUCCUACUUUCAAGCCGAUGCAGGCGCUGGUGCUGAUCAAGCGUUUCUUGGGAGACAAGAAAAUGCCAGCUUUCCCUUGGCGUUCUACCUAAAAAUGCUAUAUAGUACACAUUCGUACAUUUGUUUGUUGGGG
This is a messenger RNA of Linum tenue, 1490 nucleotides long. The record is from the annotation of a GenBank genome assembly. NCBI's taxonomy places the organism in Eukaryota, Viridiplantae, Streptophyta, Magnoliopsida, Malpighiales, Linaceae.